CUCUACGCGCUACGAACGGCUGAAAAGGCGCAGUGUGCGCGUAGUCGCCUGGCGUGCGCGCGAUUUGUCCUUAUCACUCGUCACAUUGUCACUUUCAACAUAUUGCUUCAGUACAUGAAGAAAAAAACAUAGACAUUUUAGAUGGCGGGAACAAAGUUUUACGGUUCAACAUCAACAUUUCUGCUGAGCGUUGCGGCUUUCAUUUCGUUAAGUGUCUAUAUACACGCUGACGACAGCAGACAAUGCUAUUGGUGCGGUCCACUCGCUGAGCAAGUGCAUCGCAGUCGCCGUGCCCCGCCAUGCGACGCUCCUAAAGCACACGUCACGUCCUGCGAUCCGGGCCUCCUGCACUGCGCAGUUGUUGCGACAGCACCACCUUACGUAGAAUCGAGAUACUGCGUAAAAAUUUAUCAAGAUGAAUGUUAUGUGGAUUUUUGCAAUUCUACAAAAACUUGGAAAAUGACAUGCCCUUGCAAAGGAGAUCUUUGCAAUGGGCAAAACUCCGAUCGUGAAGAUAAGGCAUUUGCAGAACUUAUAGAGAAAACCCAAAAACAAGUCAAAAAGCGAACCAGGAAGAGCAUCAGUGAAUCUUUUGAGACACCCAUUGAAAUUGAAGAAAAUAUGCACAGCUCUUAUCCGAGUUUAAGUGCUAUAGAAAUCAAACAAAACGAAACUAAUAGAGAUAAUAUAAAUGAGAAGAAUUUUGUAACACAUAUAAAAAUUGUCAACGUUUCAGAAGAAAGGGAAUCACUGGUUGAAAAUGACUCGGAAGAACCAGUGACGUCACAGAAUCUAGAAAAUAAUAAUGAUCCUAACGAUAAAAAUGAAACUGAGAAAACAACACUUCAAAUAAAUGACGAAAUAUCUGAGAAUUCAGAUAAUAAUAAUCAUAUAGAAACAACGCCAAUGACAUUGGAGUCUACGAUAAAAAUAACAGAAUUAAAUAAGGUUGAUAACCCGUUGCCGGACAAUUUAAUAAAGCCUAGUGAAGAAUUACCCACUGCAGAAGCACUUCAGGAAAGUGUCAAACCAAACACUGUGAAGGACAAGCAAAAUUUUCCGACUACAUUAUCUGAAGAUUCAACCGUAACAACAACGGAAGGAAUAGAAAUAACAACUGAAAAAGCGAACCAAAAAAGCGGUUCCGAAAGAUUCAAAUUAAGUACAUAUUUACUUAUUGCAGUUUUAAACUUUUUUUAAGAGACUGCAUUUUAAGUGGCAGAUUAAAAUUUCGUAUUUCAUUUCACAAGCUAGUAUUCUUUGUAGUGAUGAAUGAUCUCACCUUUUGUUCCAUUUAUAAAGCAUUGUGUUGUGAUAUUAGUAUAGGUAAAAAUAGGAAAAAAGGCGAUUUAUAUCAUAUUGCGAUUUGGUAGAUAUAGUAUUUGUGCAAUAAAA
Molecule: messenger RNA, 1395 nt
Organism: Zerene cesonia (dogface butterfly)
Lineage: Eukaryota; Metazoa; Arthropoda; Insecta; Lepidoptera; Pieridae
Product: hybrid signal transduction histidine kinase L-like
Exons: 4
Coding region: 142-1200 (352 amino acids)
Source: RefSeq, a predicted model, not a curated record